GUUGGAAGAAUGUGCAGAGAGAGAGAGAGAGAGAGUUGCAGCUUCAGAAAGUAGGUUGUUGGAGGGACAGAUUGUGUUGUUACACAUCCUAUGAUGGGAGUUGGGUAGGUGAUGCUUCAGACAGUUGCUUUAAUAUCAUUUUAAUGCAAUAUAUUUAAUCUCAGACGUCUACUGGGCUGUUGCAUCGUUUGCCAGAAGAGGUGGUGCAGGUUAAGAGCUGCAACUGUAUAAAUGGAGCCACAUUGCAAAAGGAGAAGAACCGAAGAAAUGGACCCUUUCCCGUGGGAGAUGAUUCCAGUUCUUUCAGAUGAGAAGUCGGGAGACGUUGAGCUGGUGGAAGCAUAUGCAGCCCCCAUUUUUAAUAAAAAAGAGACCUCUCGUCUAGUUAAAUUGAUGGCCAAUAUUUAUCCACUGAAUGAUCUACCGCACAUCAAGAGAGUUCGAGCUUGCGUGGACAAAGACUGUGAUCAUCCUUUGGAAAUCCUCAUUUGUCUGCGUAGCAGUGCGAGUAUUGCAGAUGUACCAGACAGAAAACCGUCUCUCAUCGACUUAUUGCCUAGUGGAAUGGGUGACUGCAACAGCCUUGGACAACCCUUCCAGGUCACGAUACCAGCUAAACAACCAUUGACAAGACCUCAGUUUGAAGCAGCCAGCCAGCACUGGCCCACAGCCUUCCAUGAAAACAAACAGGUGACCGAAGCCCUCAGAGGCCAGUUGUUUAACCCCGAAGAGAAAGCAAAGAUGCAGAUGUUUAUGGGAAAAGCCAUUGAAGCAGCAAGAGCAGGAAAGGAAAUGGGGAUGGAACCAGUAGGUGCUGUGAUCGUUGACCCUGCUACCAACCAGAUUAUUGCGGUAGGCCACGACUGCAGAAAUGGCCCAAAUGCAUUGCUUCAUGCAGUUAUGGUGUGCAUUGAUUUAGUUGCCCACGGGCAAGGUGGCGGUGCCUUUGAUCAUAAUAAAUAUCCUAACUGCCUUUUUGUGUCCACAAAAGAUUUAUCUGAGGACAACAACGUAAUAGACAUUGGUAAACCUCUGAUUCCUUCAGACCACCAAAAUGCACCUGGUAGUGGAAAAGAUUUGCCCUACAUAUGUACUGGGUAUGAUCUGUAUGUUUCUAGAGAACCUUGUGUGAUGUGCGCUAUGGCGCUGGUCCAUUCCAGAAUACACAGGGUCUUUUAUGCAACAUCAUCUCCUGAUGGAGCCCUGGGAACGAAGUAUAAAAUACACACGAAAAAGGACCUUAAUCAUCAUUAUGAGGUUUUCAAAGGACUCAUGGAAAAAGAAUGCCAGCGACUUUUAGCCUAAACUGUAAGCAGCUAUUUCAGUUGAACUGGUUUCCAAAAGUGGAACGAAAUUUAGUUUGAAUACAAAUGUAAUUUUAAAAUGUAUUUUUAUUUUAAACAU
Molecule: messenger RNA, 1404 nt
Organism: Callorhinchus milii (elephant shark)
Lineage: Eukaryota; Metazoa; Chordata; Chondrichthyes; Chimaeriformes; Callorhinchidae
Gene: adat3
Product: adenosine deaminase tRNA specific 3
Exons: 2
Coding region: 232-1305 (357 amino acids)
Cellular component (GO): cytoplasm; nucleus
Molecular function (GO): tRNA-specific adenosine-34 deaminase activity
Source: RefSeq, a predicted model, not a curated record